CAGAGCACAAUCAUACCACCCAUCACGAGAUCACACUGCCACGACUACAUCGAUCGACAUUGCAGUCCCUCAUGAGCUGCACAAGCACAUUCACCUCGAACGCCGUCCUCUCCAAGCAGUCCGCCGCGGCGGCUGCCAAGGCACUGAGAAGCUUCAAUGGCCCUACACUCUCUAGAAAAGCCUUUCUAGGCUUCCAGCAUCAACUCACAGCCCGCAACUUCACCACCUCGAGACCCAAACAAUGGAAGGACUUCUUUCCUAAACCAGAUGCACCAGCUAUCAAAGAGACCCCACCAGCAUGGCCACAUCCAGUGUACACCGAAGAUCAGAUGAAGUCGGUCGUCAUCUCGCACCGGAACGCAAAGACAUGGUCAGACUACAUGGCUCUCGGCGCAGUGCGAACGUUACGCUGGGGCCUGGAUUUCGCGACUGCCUACAAGAAAGGCGAGGGACAGAUGACGGAACGCAAGUACAUGAUCCGGAAUAUCUUUCUGGAGAGUGUUGCAGGCGUUCCUGGCAUGGUUGCGGGGAUGCUUCGACACCUGCACAGUAUGAGGAGGAUGAAGCGGGACCAUGGUUGGAUCGAGACGCUGUUGGAGGAGUCGUACAAUGAGCGAAUGCAUUUGCUUACGUUCUUGAAGAUGGCUGAGCCGGGAUGGUUCAUGCGCUUCAUGGUCCUCGGAGCACAAGGCGUCUUCUUCAACGCCUUCUUCGUCUCCUACCUCAUCUCGCCACGAACAUGCCACCGCUUCGUCGGUCUCCUAGAAGAAGAAGCCGUCAUCACAUAUACCCGCGAGAUCGCCGAUCUGGAUGCCGGUCGACUACCAAUGUGGGAGAAGAUGCAAGCUCCAGACAUCGCCGUAAAGUAUUGGAACAUGCCCGAAGGCCACCGCACGAUGCGCGAUUUGCUGCUCUAUAUUCGAGCUGAUGAGAGCAAGCAUCGCGAAGUGAACCAUACGUUGGGAAACCUCAAUCAGAAGGAGGACCCCAAUCCUUACGUUUCUGAGUAUAAAGAUCCGGCGAAAUCACAUCCGUGUAAGGACUUGACGCAUCAGAAGCCGACGGGGUGGGAGAGAGAUGAGGUGAUAAACAACUAAUGACAGUCCCUUGCGAUUUCUCUCUUAACGCGGCUGUCGCGAUUCGAGUCAGCAUUUGAUCUCUGCUCUCAGGCGUUUGGAUUUGGAUAGCGAUACCAGUGGGAACGCGACAUGGCCCGGAGUUUUCCACAGAGCUAGAUAGAAUAAGAGCAUGUGACUUGGACUGGAGGCAUCAAGGGUAUAUUUAAAAAGAACAUGCAUGUAAGCAGCGAACAGCUGCAUGGGAAUUGGGAGCUUCUCCCUCAUCCAUCCCGUUCAUAUCCGUCUUCUGUCUUUGCCAU
This is a messenger RNA of Pseudocercospora fijiensis CIRAD86, 1378 nucleotides long. RefSeq lists its product as uncharacterized. The transcript is spliced from 2 exons. The record is from RefSeq and is a predicted model, not a curated record. The coding region runs from base 72 to 1097 and encodes 341 amino acids. Gene Ontology annotation, molecular function: alternative oxidase activity. Gene Ontology annotation, cellular component: mitochondrion. Lineage: Eukaryota; Fungi; Ascomycota; Dothideomycetes; Mycosphaerellales; Mycosphaerellaceae. Gene Ontology annotation, biological process: alternative respiration.